AUGUCUGACCAGGUAGCUUCGUCGUCUGGCAAAACUGAUGCUGCGCAGACGAAGCAAGAUGUGGAUGGUUCUCCAGAGACAAACGCAAAGUCUGAGUUGAAACUGUCUUCGGCGCCUCCAGACUCGGCUCCGAAGAAAACUUCCUGCAAAAAGCAUAUCAGCGUGAAAGCCAAUGCUCAGAAGAAGCAAAAGGACAAGAAGAAAUCAAAGAAAGCCAAGGAUUCCUCAAGCAGUGAUAGUGACGAUUCUUCCUCGUCAAGCUCCAGUUCCUCGUCUUCGGACUCUUCAGAUUCAGACUCAGAAUCGUCCGACUCGGAUUCUCAUAAGAAGAAGAAGAAGCGUGCCAAAGAGAAGGAGAAGAAGAAGGUGAAGUCUCGGAAACAAGCUCCCUCUGACGAUGACGAGUCGGAAAGCACUGAAGAGGAUUCGGAACCCGAUGACAAACAUACCAAGAAACAGAAAAAGGCCAAAACCAAAAAGAAGCAUAAGAAAUCCCGAAAGACCCAGGAAGAUGAAUCUGAGGAAGAAAGUGAUGUUGAGUCUUUGGAAGAACAGCUUCGAACUACCCAGCAGAAGCUAGCGGCUCUCCGCCUGAAGCAAAGUUCACAACGUACUCAGCUGAAGAGCAAGUCCAAAAAACGAAAACGUGCAUCGAAAGUUGCCUUCAAGCGUGUGGAUGAACUUUGGGAUGACACCAUACAUAAUUAUAAGCUCACAGAAACUGUCGAUGAUCCUGACGCGAACGAAUGGGACCAGUAUAUAUUUACCGUGCGUCGAAAAUUCGACUGGGAGAAUAAAUACACCGACACAGUGGUAGACAUCAAGAGCAAACCCCUCCGUGACGCUCUCGCGCACGUCAUGGACGGUGUAAAGGGCGUUUCGUUAGUGCAGGAGACUCCUGUCGUUGAUCCAAACAUGCUGUUUUUGUACCUGGAAGAGUCUCGGGAGUACGUCAAGGAAUUGAAGGCCCUUGCGAAAUCGGAGAAGAAGAAGAAAGCCAAGCGACUAGCUGCGACUAAAUCUGCUCACUUGAAGGUGCUAGUGAAAUAUCUGGACAACGACUACGCUGAAACGAAGAAAACCUUGUAUCCCCUCCUAGAGUCGAACAUGAUUACCUUUGAUCUUUUAUGGGCCAUUUUCAAGCCGAACACCAAUGCAUAUACUCCAACUUAUUCCAACCCCGACGAACCUCGUGCUUUCAAAAUUGAAUAUGCCAGCAAGGAAAGCUCUUUCAUGAAGGGACAGUGGUAUGAAAUUGAGGGACGAUAUCUUGAGUAUGAUGGCAAAUCGUUCGGGAUGGGCACUAUGUCGGUUGAAGUUGAAUCAUUCAAGGGAUCCCGCAAGAUUUCUAGCCUUGCUUGUUAUCCACUGAAGUAUCAUCGAGACCCAGAAGGCUUGAAAGCGAAGCUUGUGGAACGCGGUAAAAAGUUCGUAGCCCUCCAGGGUGUGAACUACCGUUUCCACAAGGGCAUGGCUUUCUACAAGAAGAAGCGAUCGAUUAUCAAGGUCAAUAUCAAUGGGCGCGUCAUGGUUGAUCCUGCUAUCCACCGCCGAAUCAAUCCAAACUAUCCCAUCAGCACUGUGAAGCCAAAAGAUCCGGACUUAGUCGAAGAAUCUGAGUAUGAAAGCGGAUCCGAUGAUUGUUGCUGUUGUACCGGGUCCGGAUCCGAAUCAGAGCAUGGAUCGAAGGACGACAGUCCAAAAAUGAGACUGAAAUUGGUUAAAGAUAAAGACGGUUCCCCACAUAUCGUCCAUGUUGAAUGUGAUGAGGAUGGUGAGGAAAUCGUCAACGAAGACCUCGAUAAGAUUGCCGGAAAGGACCAAGCGGGGGAGAAAUUUGAAUUUUCUGACGAGGAGCUGCUGAUCGCCAGCCCUGUUGUUCUUGGGUUUGCUUUCAGCGAGAAAUUGUGGUUGGAGUUCACCGUCUCUGGUAUGAAUGAGAUCGAGUGGAAUUCUGGUGCCUUCGACUCCCUGGUCCUUCCCGAUAAUCAGAAGUCGAUCGUCAAAGCACUCGUAGAAUCCCACACCUUCCACGCCGCUGAAAACAUUGAUGACGUGAUCCAGGGUAAAGGCAAGGGUCUCGUAGCAGUCCUCCACGGCCCACCGGGAACGGGUAAAACUCUCACGGCGGAAGGCAUUGCAGAACUUCUCAAGCGCCCACUGUACAUGGUUAGCGCUGGCGAACUGGGCACGGAUUCGCGAACCCUGGAAGGGGAGCUAAAUAAAAUCCUGGACAUCGCACAUUCAUGGGGCGCCGUUCUACUCCUUGAUGAGGCCGAUGUAUUCCUCGAGAAGCGCACCAUCCACGAUAUCCACCGCAACGCGCUGGUCAGCAUCUUUCUCCGCCUCCUCGAAUACUUUCAAGGGAUCUUGUUCCUGACGACCAAUCGCGUCGAGACAUUUGAUGAUGCGUUCCAGUCACGGAUUCACGUUGCGCUCCGAUAUGGCGACCUGACACAAAAGGCCAAGCGGACUGUAUGGAAGAUGUUCCUCGAUAAAGUUAGAGUUAAGGAGGGCGUUGAGGUAGUCCCCUUCACGGAGGCGGACUACGACUCGCUAUCCAGACGUAACUUGAACGGUCGACAGAUCAAAAAUUCCGUCCGCACUGCUCAGGCUCUUGCCUUGAACGAGAAGACCCCACUCUCCAUGGAACAUAUCGCCCGUGUCCUCGAUGUAGCUGAGACGUUCGACCAGGAUCUUAAAGGCGGAACUGGUUACAUAGAUGCCAUGCGAAGCUACACAUAA
This is a messenger RNA of Histoplasma mississippiense, 2745 nucleotides long. RefSeq lists its product with no specific name. The record is from RefSeq and is a predicted model, not a curated record. Gene Ontology annotation, molecular function: ATP hydrolysis activity; ATP binding. NCBI's taxonomy places the organism in Eukaryota, Fungi, Ascomycota, Eurotiomycetes, Onygenales, Ajellomycetaceae. The coding region runs from base 1 to 2745 and encodes 914 amino acids. The transcript is spliced from 4 exons.